Molecule: messenger RNA, 2073 nt
Organism: Aspergillus calidoustus
Lineage: Eukaryota; Fungi; Ascomycota; Eurotiomycetes; Eurotiales; Aspergillaceae
Source: the annotation of a GenBank genome assembly
AUGACUGAAAUUUAUCAUCUCCCACGACAAGUUCGCCGAUCUCGCACGCCUAUCGCAGCUAUCUUCUCCAACUCUCCAACGGCCGAUGAUAAGAUACGACUCCAAGUCCAUCGAGAUAAGCCCGGAUAUUUCUCCGAUCUACACAUUUAUACCCCUCACGAUAGCAUUGCACACAAAUAUACAGGUUCUACCCAAAGAUACCCAUUUGUUUCCAAACUGCCGUCUUUUACUCGGAGAGCAACCAUGGCACGAACCGUCCGCCUCGCCGCCGCCCAGAUGGGCACGACGAACAAAUGGGACACGCGCGAACACACCCUAAACCGGAUGAUCACACUGCUGCGCAACGCAGCGUCCCAAGGCGCGCAGCUCGUCCUGUUCCCCGAAGUCGCGUUCACAACCUUUUUCCCACGCUACCUCAUCCUGGACGAAACGGAGCUGAAAUCCUGGUUCGAGCACGGCGACAUCCGCACGGCUCCCAAUACCAAGGCGCUUUUUGACGUGGCGCAUGAACUCGGCGUCGACAUUAGCGUCGGGUUCGCCGAAGCCACAGACGACGGAGACCACUAUAACAGCUGCAUCUACUACCACGCGCAAUCGGGGUCGAUACUCUCAAAGUACCGCAAGAUCCAUCUGCCCGGAGACUUCGAGCCGCUUCCGGACCCGAAGGCCGUCAAUCAGCUCGAGAAGCGGUACUUUCUCCCCGGGAAUCUCGGCUUCAAGGCGUUCCGCGUGCCCGGGCUCGUCGAGCCAGAACCCUCCACCGCGGAGCAAAAGCAGGGCGACCCGAUCUUGGGCAUGAUGAUCUGCAACGACCGCCGGUGGGCCGAAAGCUGGCGCGCGUACGGCCUCCAGGGCGUCGAGAUUGUUCUCUGCGGAUACAACACCAACGGCUUCGCGCCGCAGUUCUGGGGCCAGUCGGCGGAUAUGGAUCCCAAAGAGGCAGAAGCCUUCUCGCUGUUCCACCACAAGCUCGUCAUGCAAGCUCAUUCAUAUACGAACGCGACGUUCAGCGUCUCGUCUGCGCGGUGUGGCCUCGAUGACGGGGAGUACCCGCUUAUUGGAGGGAGCACGAUUGUCGAUCCCGAGGGACGAAUUCUGGCCGAGAGUAAGACUGUGGAGGAUGAGGUUAUUGUUGCAGAUUGUGAUCUGGAUUUGUGUAAGCCGGGGAAGAAGAGGACGUUUGAUUUUGGGCGGCAUAGAAGGAUUGAGCAUUAUCGCAUUUUGGCGGAGCAGACUGGGGUUAUUGAGCCACCUUUGCUUACUGCUGAAGGUACUGUGAGGGAGGAUGCUGAGACUGCGAAACAGAGCGUGUCCCUCCCACUGCAGCAGACGAAGAAAUUCCGCAUCCUCCUCGUGAACCCCAACUCAACCAAAUACAUGACAGACAAGUGUAUCGAAAUGGUUACUCCCACACUUCCACCCGACGUGCAUGUCGACGGCUUCACGGCACCCAUCCCAGCACCCACAGCAGUGGAGGGCUCGCUCGAUGGCGUCCUCUCCGCGGCCGAGGCCAUCCGCGCAAUCCUCCCCAUCGCUGACCGAUACGAUGCGUUCCUCGUCGCGUGCUACAGCGACCACCCGCUUAUCAAAGCUCUACGCGAGGAACUACCCUCGCCUGUUGUCGGGAUUAUGGAAGCGAGUCUCUUCGCGGCGCGCACGCUCGGUGGGCGCUUUGGGAUCGUUGUUACGUCUUCGCGUUCGGCGGUUUUACAUACAGAUUCGAUCAGACACUAUGGACUGGAAGGGUUCUCUGUCGGUGUCCAGAGCUGCGGCCUCGGCGUGCUGGGUCUCGAAGAGAAGGGCGAGGAUGUUGUUCUGGGUGCCAUGUGCGACGCAGCAAAGACGUUGGUCGAGCGGGGUGCUGACACGAUAACGCUCGGAUGUGCGGGGAUGACCAAGCUAAAGGCUGCUGUUGAAAAAGCUGUUGGGCCUGAUGUGCAGGUCAUCGAUGGCGUUGUGGCGGGCGUGCAUCAUCUUGUUGGGAUUCUGAGGAUGGGUGGGCGCACCGCGAAGAAGGGGGUGUAUGCUAGUUCGAGGGUUGGGAGGGCCGCGAGGGGGCAGGAGUUUGUUUAA